Molecule: messenger RNA, 5203 nt
Organism: Colias croceus (clouded yellow)
Lineage: Eukaryota; Metazoa; Arthropoda; Insecta; Lepidoptera; Pieridae
Product: thiamin pyrophosphokinase 1
Exons: 7
Coding region: 162-1019 (285 amino acids)
Biological process (GO): thiamine metabolic process; thiamine diphosphate biosynthetic process
Molecular function (GO): thiamine diphosphokinase activity; ATP binding; thiamine binding
Source: RefSeq, a predicted model, not a curated record
AAUUUACUAUUUAAUAUUUAUAAACAUUUCAUUGAUUGCAGUGCAUCAAAAGUCAAGGUUAUGACUGCACAAUAGCGCAUGAUAAAUUCUCAGUAACUAGAGGCGAAAGAACAUAUUUUUUCUUAAAUCUUAACUUAUAAUUUCAAAUUGAAGAUAGCAAAAUGACUACAAAUGGACUUGUACAAAAGCAUGUAUCGUGCAAACAAAUGUGUAACGUUGUCAAGUGUUGGCAAUGGGAUAUUUCACAUAUACUGGACAUUGAGAAGAGGAAAAACACUAAAUAUGCAGUUUUAGUGUUAAAUCGGCCCGUGUCACAGAGUCGAGACUUUGUUAUGGGCUUUUGGAAUGGUGCUGCACUUAGAAUGACGGUAGAUGGUGGUACAACACAUUGGAACAAAUUCUUGAAAAAUCUUUCCUUGGAAGAGCAGAAAACGAUGCAGUUGCCAGACAUGAUAACUGGAGAUUUUGACUCCAUUACCACAGAUCUACUGCAGGAGUAUAAAAAGAAAGGUUGUAAGGCUUUACACACGCCAGAUCAAAACGACACAGACUUUACGAAAGCAUUGAUAGAAUUGAAUAAUUAUUGCAAACAAAAUGAGACAGAGAUGGAUCAUGUAAUAGCCAUUGGCCAAAACUCAGGCCGCAUAGACCAAAUCCUAGGCAACAUACAAACACUUUUCCUCGUCAGAGAUCGAGAGCUACUGAACCCAAACACCAAAGUAUAUAUAAUGUCAGACGAUACAAUAUCCUGGCUCCUGUCACCGGGAGACCAUGUGAUAUUUGUUCCAGAAGAUUCUAGAAAUAAUAAACGAUCUUGGUGUUCUUUGGUGCCGAUUGGGGAAAGCUGUGAAUUUGUGACGACUAGUGGAUUGAAGUGGAAUUUGAAUAAUCAACCGUUAAAAUAUGGAGUUCUAGUGAGUACAUCAAAUACCUUUGAUGGUUCUGAAUUUGUGAAAAUCAAAUGCAGUCACACUUUACUAUGGUCAAUGAAAGUUCCUAGUCUAUUUUGUACACAAUAACAGUGCAGACGAAUGGUAAACUAUAUAAUAAUAAUUUAGACCCUUUUCCAUUAGUUUGUAAUCGUGAACAUUGUUUAAAAAACGAAUUAUGAAGUAGACAGAAUGAACUUUUCCGUCUAAUAUUUGACUUGUACUAUGCACACAAAAAUAUUUUUUAAUAGAAUUUAAUUUUUUUUUUAUUAUUAUGUUAAACUGACAGAAUGACAUUUCAAGCAUAUAAUAUACGUUAGCGAAAAGCUCUAAACUUGAGUACUUAUUUUGAAGUGAAAGUUAUUUAGGCGCGUUGAGAGUAAAAUUUCAAGGUCGCGUCAUGGUAUACCGUCACGCCAUUGAGCAAGGUGACGAUUUUGGUAUCUUUGAAUCUUGCCAAAGAAGUUUCACUUCUGACACGUGUGCUCGGCACACACGAUAUGUUUUUUAAAAUUAUAGGAAAUUAUAAUAGAAUUUUCUUUAUAUUUUUUAAUAUUAAUAGUGGAAUACAGAACUUUUGUAUUAACAAUGACAAUACCUCGCUAUCAAAGAUUUUAUAAAUAAUAGUUGAAUAUAAAUUAAAUUAAUAAGAGCACAAUACAUAUUAUAAUUGUAUUAUGAAACCAAAUAAGCGAGAAAAGUAAAUAAAAAAGUCGUAAAUAAUAGUUUCCUAUACAUGCUUCACAUCUUGCUUGUACAUAAUAUGACGUACGUACUUAAUUUUUUAUUUCAGCUAGUUAUUUUUUCAACAUAGAUUAUAUUAAAAAUAUAAUAUGAAAGUUUAAUAACUAGAUUCCUGUUAUUGAUUUUUUAUAGUAAUGUAAUUAUGCAUUGAUUUCAUUGUAUAUGUUUAUACUUAGUAACUAGAUGUUGUUUUAGAUUCAGGUUGUUUUAUACGGGCUUAGUUGAUCAUUGAGCUAUUAUUACUACGUAUAGAGGAGACACGACGAACAAAAUCUGUGCGCCAAAAUCGGCGGCGCGGGGCGGCUUGUCGGUCAUAGAUUAAGUGAUGUCAUCGACUCUUAAUAACUCUUAAUAGCAAAUCCUUUACAAAAUUAUUAUUCAAAAGGACAAUGGGCAAAAACAAGUCACAGUGACAAGUCACAGUUCUUUUUCACGCCCCUUUUUCGGUCCCGGCGUUCCGUCGGUACGCGGCACUAGCUCCAUCCAGUGUCACAUCGCGUACUUUGCCAAUUCCUUUUCACGCUGACACGGCCUUCCGACAGACGCCCGGCCUCGGGGGUUAAUCGUCUUACGUACGAGUCCAAGCAUAUGCCUAGUCGUUACUCAUCUGAAAAGGACCACAUAUUAGAAAAAACACUCUCAUUAAGGAAUACUUCAGCAGCACCCAUUCAAUUCCUGCGAAACCUCUUAAAGCCACCAUACCUAUAGUAUGAGGCACUGUAGAAGAUUGCAGUUACUCAUGAGAAUACUGCAGCCCGAUAAGUCAUUAAGUAUCAUUGAAAGCGUAAAACGAAAAAUAUUCCACCUAGUCCCGAACACGAGGCUAUCGCUGUAAUAACUCUCCCACUACUCUAUGCCCAGCUAGCUUCAAACUUUAGAAACUACUGUAGCAAAUUACCUUGAUCAUCACAUAUUCUCCACACAUUAACCAAAUCAUCAUCAUCAAUGUGAUCAGCAAAACGAGUAGCUGUCGAACCUUCACCGUCGCUAUCCUCAUCGCAAAUUCUAUAUAGGGAAUAGGGAUACAGUAUCACCAUCAUCAAUUUUAUCGUCCUUGCUUAUUGAUGGAUUCACAACAACGUCUCUAACUGCUGAAUAAUCAAUCUGAGGGUACAGUUUCUCAGUGCAGCUUGAAUACCUCGCUGGAAUACCGAUGGAGAAUUUUUUAAGCCAAAAGGCAUGGCCAGGUAUUCAAACUGACAAUUUGGUGUAACAAAGGCUGUACGCUCUACUGACAGCGGUUCUAUGCUUAUAGAAUGAAAACUAGAAGUCAUAUCAAGGAAAGUGAAGAAAUUCGCGCCAUAUAGUCUAUCAAUCUGGUCACUAAUACGAGGAAGAGGAUAAUUAUCUGCGCGAGUAUUUGCAUUUAAUUCCCGGUAAUCUACUACCAUUCGAUUUCCACCAUCCUUCUUUCUUACAAGUAAUAUCGGACUAGCAAACGGGGAGUUACUCUCACGAAUUAUUCCAGCUUCCAAUAAUUCAGAGAUUUUUUACUUCAAUAUAUCUCUUUCAGUCGGUGAUAAGUGAUAACCUAUAGGGUCUAACGUCUUUGGACAGUUUUAUUCGGAUCAAGUAAUUCUAUUUUCAUUUCAACCGUUUUAGCUCGUAUCGUCGGCGUACCUUCAACGAAACUAUCGGCGAAUUUACUUAGUAUAGUAUAUAGGCGUUCUUUAUUAGUACCAACUAAAUCUGUAUCUAUUUGAGACAUGAUAUUAUUUAAUUGACUAGCUUUUGUACAAAGCUGUUUUAAAAUAGUGACACCCUCUGAAUUGAUUUCUAACUGGACACCCAUGUUAAUAAUAACACGGCCCAAGAUAAUUGGUUCAGUUAAAUAUUUGUCAUCUACAAUAUGAAAAAAAAUCUCAUAGUUUAUUGUUCCUUACAUAUAAUUUUUGUAUUUUCAAUACCUAUUUGAGAAACUUAAUUCAUUAAAUUUAAUACCAUCUACAAGCCCUGCUGGCUUGCAAAACUUUAAUGAGUGAACAUUCAGACCCAGAUUCAAAAAGAAAAUGAAUAAUCAUACCCGCAACUUGCAGCUCACCAGAACUACCACACAGCUUGACUUCUUUUGUUGUCACCAAAGAUGAAUUUUUAGCAGGGCAGGCAUUUGCUAGAUGACCAGGCGAUCCACAGGAAUAGCAGGUGACAAGACGUUUUUCUUCAGAACGAGGCUUCAAUGUCUGUGAACUUUGCGAUUUAUUACAAUUAAAGGAUUUAUGCCCCUGUUCUCGACAACGAUGGCAAAAACCAACAAAACUUGCAUUGCGAUGGAUUAUAUAGCGUUGGCGUUUAUUUUCAGUGACUGUGUUCACAUCAUCAACAUGUCUGUUCAAGGAUACAACCCGCAGUGCCCGACAUAAUUCGGAUUUAUUGUUAAUAUUAUUGGAAUUCAAUUCCCUCUUUGUAUUAUUAUCCAGACGUGAUAAAUGAUAAUAUAGCAAAAUCCCGUGAUAACCUCUAUGGUCAUAUUUGACUUGGGUAUUGACUCGAUAAAGUGCCAAAGGCAUAUACAAGCACCUGCAGCCGUCUCUUUGUCAUUCAUUUUAAAUGUUAUAACACGUUCAAAGUUAUCUUGUAUGAGCAAAGGUUUUGAAAACCUAGCAAUGAAAUGUUCUUUCACAUUUUCCCAUGUUAUACAAUCGGGAUGCAUUUUUGCAAGGCAAGUAGCAGCUCGGCAACGGAGUGCUUGCGUCAGACUUAAUAGUAGGUCGGUACCUUUAGUAUCUUUAUGUUUUACCAACACCUCAUUUAUUCUACACCAACUCUCGAUAUCCACUUCGGGGUCAUCGGGGUCGUAUUUCAUGAGCGUCGUUUGAUUUUGCACUCCACCAUUAACCAAUCCACGCAUCGCUCGCAUGAAAACUUUCCAUAUCACUUGAAAUUGGUUGCGACUGCUGCUGACUUGAUAUUCCAGUACCAAUGUUGCUUUUUCGGCCCUGGCGUUCCAUCGGUACGCGACACUAGCUCCAUCCAGUGUCACAUCGUGUACUUUACCAAUUCCUUUUCACGCCGACAAACUUAUCUAUAUGUAUCGUAUUAUUUGUGCAAUAUCGUAACACGCACGAAGGUAUAUUUGAUGAGUUUCACUUUAAAACAAACAAAAAAUGAGCGUGACAUUUAGCGAGCAAACGACUGAGUGCAGUGAGGCCAUUUAACCUAUGUUGAGCGGAACAUAAGUGAUGUAGGCGGUGUCGUCUCCAUACGUAGUAAUAGUAUCUUAAUGUUGUUGGUUUACUUUUUUCUCGCUAUAAACGUACAUGUUUGAUUUUAAAUUAUAUUCUAUUUAUUUAUAAUAUGUAAUUGAUAUGUAUUUUUUAUUAUUUGUUGGAGUUUUGUUAAUUUUGGAAUCACAUCUGAAUAGUUAUUAUUCCUCCCAAUAUGUUUCUUCUAUAUUUUAAUAUUGUAAAUUGUAAUAUUAUAUUUAUAAUAUGUAAAACCAUUUGUGUUCCACAAUGUUAAUUAAUUUACGUAAACUUAGUUAAAUGGUUGUUUUUAAACUUGUGAAAUGAAUUUAUUUAUUUGUUAUUGGG